AUGGUAUUUCAGUCUGAAAACUCAGAUACGGAGAAUGAUUCUUCAUCCAAAGCAGAUGUGGACACAACUAUAACAUCAACACCUCCAUCUACAAAUGUUAGCAAUCAAGAUGAUGCGCAAAAUGAUCUUACUGAAAAGUUGAAAAAUGUCAACAUCAAUGAGGCCGAAGACACCGUUGACAAGUAUCGAGCAAUAAAACUUUUACAUGCUCUGAAUCCUUCUAAUAAACUCCGCUAUCAUGAUCUUUUACAGUCUGAUUUUCUUUCCGAGUUUGAAAGCACCGAUAUAUACACUGCAACAAUUAUUUUCAAACUAAUAACUUGGAAUUUAUGUCAACUACCACCAACAGAUAGUAUCGGUGGGUUUUUAAAGCUUGCUUCGGCCGAUAAAUAUGCAGAUAUGUACGUUUUUACCUUUCAAGAAACAGUCUCUCUAAGAUAUCUUGCAUCUAAUGACUCGGUGAUCAAUCGUUGGACUGAGGUGAUCCUCAAAAAUCUUCCAAAUGGCUACAAAGUGAUGCACAAAUCGGGAUUGAGUGGGCUUACAACCAUCCUCAUUGCAAAUCCGUCUCUUUCCCAAGAGAUAUCAGAUAUAAAUGUUGAUACCGUCGGAUUAGGAUAUCUCGGAUGGUACAAUAAGGGAUGUAUCUCACUCAAGUUUUCAGUGGGAAAAGUCGGCGAUACAAAACUAGCUGGGCUGCCUAUCCAAGUCCUUAACAUGCACUUGGUGCAUGGAGAAGAUACAUCUGCUUGCAAAUCCCGAAUGAAAAACCUCGAGAAAGUUGGAAACUCUGUCUCACUCGUAAAUAGUGAGGGACAUUUAACUCCAAAGUCCACAAAGAAUGUCUCAGAUAAGGUGCAAAGAGUGUUGCAACUUGAUGAUAUCGAGAUGGAUAAAAUUUCCAAGGCCACGAUAAGUUUAUCGGGGAUAUCUGAACCGCUAGCUACGAACGGUCUUAUUUUCGUUGCAGGUGAUUUGAAUUCAAGAUUGGAUGGAAUUGAUAGAGAUGCUAUUCUUUCUGCUAUCCGGGAAAAGCAAUAUAAAGUAUUGGUUGGAUAUGAUGAGCUGGCCACCAUUAUGUCGCAAAAUGAUGCCUUGAUAGGCUUUGAAGAGGGCCGUUUAUCGUUUGCACCAACAUAUAAACUAAAUUCGGCACGAGAAUACGAUCUUAAACGAAAGCCGGCUUAUACCGAUAGGAUAGCUUAUUGUGGAUCAAAAACACAAAUCAGGCAGAUCACAUAUGGAAGUUUGUCUGUUGAUGGGUCGGAUCAUCGUCCUGUUUAUUCUGAAUUCUGUGUUCACUCCAAACUGUUUCAUCCGGAAUUGCUUCAAAAGCAUUUGUUGAUUUUUGAGAAGUACUACAACAACGUUAUAUCCACUAUGAGGCUUUUGGAGUUCGAACCUAGUGAGAUAGUACAGCGCUGCUGUGUUGGAAUUCAAGAGUCUGUUUACAUGAACUUCAGUAAUCCAAGUGAUGAGCUGUUGAGCUACAAGAUAUCCGAAAUGAAUAAGGGAUUCUUCCAGUUGGCCACUUUCAGUAUUGAUGAUCCAAAGCCAAAGUCAUCUAUCGAACGCAAGUCGAAUAAACGAAUUAAGUUCAGUGUGUUGCCAAAAUCUCCGGGAACUAUUGCCGCCAAAUACUCUGUUACUUUACUAGGAUUUGAUUAUCAAAAAUACGUUACGAUUACCUUCAAUGCAGAGACAGUUAUUGGGUGUGCUUUGGAUGAGUUGACGGAGAAUCAAUUUGAAAAUAUACUUAACUGCUUUAAGUUCAUCAUUGCUGCUAAAAGCAGGGUUGGUCUAGUGUCGCAUUUUUCCGAGGUUGAAAGUUUAGACUCUCUCACACCAUUUGAGCAGACCCUACUUAAGCACAUAACACUUGAUACAGUUGACUUUAAAAUCCUUGCAGAGCACAAUACUUCGGCCGAUACAGGUUCUGUUGCAACAAUGGAUGUAAUAUAUGUUUGGAUGAGGUACUUGCCAGGCAUUAAUACUGGAGAUAAAAGAGGAAAGGCUGUUUUCUCGAAGCUUAUUGACCUCAUUAAAUUUUUGCAGAUGGACAACGAAACAGCCUAUGAACACUUUGGAUUUUUGUUUAACGACCAGUACGAAAUCUUGGACUACCUUGAGUCCAGCAAUCAUUGA
Molecule: messenger RNA, 2145 nt
Organism: Brettanomyces bruxellensis
Lineage: Eukaryota; Fungi; Ascomycota; Pichiomycetes; Pichiales; Pichiaceae
Exons: 1
Coding region: 1-2145 (714 amino acids)
Biological process (GO): phosphatidylinositol dephosphorylation
Molecular function (GO): phosphatidylinositol-4,5-bisphosphate 5-phosphatase activity
Source: RefSeq, a predicted model, not a curated record